Molecule: messenger RNA, 1630 nt
Organism: Ficedula albicollis (Collared flycatcher)
Lineage: Eukaryota; Metazoa; Chordata; Aves; Passeriformes; Muscicapidae
Gene: TPMT
Product: thiopurine S-methyltransferase
Exons: 10
Coding region: 67-1101 (344 amino acids)
Molecular function (GO): thiopurine S-methyltransferase activity
Source: RefSeq, a predicted model, not a curated record
GUCACCCCGCGGGUCCCCCGGGCGCCGCUCGCCCCCGCCUCCUGCCCGCGGGUUUCAUGGCAGAGAAUGUCGGCGUCUCCCUCCUUCGGUGGCGGGCUACAAGCAUUCCCUGGAGACAUGGACCACUCAGCGGAUGCAUCCGGGCUCCUGGAAGGCUCCGAUAUUGGGUCUCAGAAAGAGAGAGUGGUGACAGAAGAGGAAUGGCUACAAAAAUGGGAAAUGGGCAACAUCGGGUUUCACAAGGAACAACGGCAUCCGCUCCUCCAAAAGUAUCUGGAUGUUCUUUUAAAUGGCAGGAGUGGACUGAGGAUAUUUUUCCCACUUUGUGGUAAAGCCGUAGAGAUGAAAUGGCUGGCAGACAUGGGGCACACUGUUGUUGGUGUGGAAGUCAGCGAGCAAGCAGUGAAGGAAUUUUUUUCAGAUCACAGUCUGCCUUAUUGUGAGGAGCCAGUCCCUGAGAUUUCAGGAGCAAAAAUGUUCCAGAGUACCUCUGGCAACAUUUCUCUCUACUGCUGCAGUAUUUAUGACUUGUCCAGCUCGAUAGUUGGCAAGUUUGAUGGGGUUUGGGACAGAGGAGCUCUUGUAGCCGUGAAUCCGUGUGACAGACAACGCUAUGCCAGUUUGAUGAUCAGCCUAGUGGAGAAAAAUUCUUCUUAUCUCCUUGUUACUGUUUCAUAUGAUCCAAACAAACACAAAGGCCCACCAUUUUAUGUUCCUGAAUCUGAAAUUAAAAGUUUGUUUGGCAACUGCUGUGAAAUUAGGUGUCUUGAAAAAGUUGAUGACUUCUCAGAGAGGCACAGACAGUGGGGACUAGAUUAUUUUCUGGAGCUAUUGCUGGUUGAUGCUGUCUGCCUGGCACUCUGUAACUCGUCCUCGUCAGCCAGCAGCCCUGGGAGUGUGGCAGCUGUGGUUCAAACACUGUUUUCUGGGACACUGGCCUUGCACCAGGCUGGGCAGAGAGAGGAGGGAAGCUGCUGCAAGUUGGUUCUCUCCAUCCCUGUGAAUUCAUGUCAAGUGAAGAGCUGGCAGCGAGUGGGCAAGGCAAGGCAGCAGCUGUCAAGAGGAAAUUACCAUCCAGCAAGAAAUGCUGGAGGGAAGUAGACUGGAUGACAGUAAAGAGGAGAUAUGGAUGGAAAAUGUCCUGGCAGUCGCUCACAAGUGUGCUGCUCCCUCAUUUGAGAGCACAGCUAUGGGCAAGCAAACCAACAGGUCUUGAGUAAGAAGGUUCAAAGAGUGCUGAGAGAGCUGCAGAUGUUAUUGCCAAACCAUUCUCCAUCAUCUCUGAAAGGUCACGGUGUACAGGGGGCUGCCUGAGGACUGGAGGAAAACCAGAGUUGCUCCAGUCUUGCAAAGUUCAAGAAGGAGGACCUAGGAAACUAUAGACCAGUCAAUUUCACCUUCAUCCUUGGAACAACCCAUCCUGGAUGUUGUCUGUAAGCAAGUGGAGGAAAGAAGGUUAUCAGGAGUAGUCAGCAUGGAUUCACCAAGGGAAAUGGGCUGGGUUAGUGGACAAUGAGGUGGAUUGAGAACUGGCUGAGUGGCAAAGCUCAGUGUUGUCAUCAGGCUAGUUCAGGCUUUAGCAAGCCGUGUUCCCAGGGGUCAGUACUGGGUCCAGUCUUUUUCAUUUUAU